AUGGAGCCGCCCAGCCAGUCGAUGGUGUCUCCAUCUAACCCGGGUUCGGCGCAGCUUCAGUCUGCGGAAACUGGCCAGGCGGUGCCCAUCCGGCGACGGGCCCCAAUCGCUUGCCGAAGAUGCCGCCGUAUGAGGAGCAAAUGUCACCACGAUAAAGCCAAACCACCGUGCCGGUCUUGUGAAGAUGCCGGUCUCGGCCCUGGCGAUUGCAUCUUCCCCGUCCGCGGCCAACCAGAUCAAGACCGCGAGUAUCGGCACCCUCGAGUGAGGGCCGAGAAGAGCAAGAAGCGAGAGGAAACCAAAGCUCGCCGUGAGAGCCGGGACAGUCUCGGCGCGCCACGCGCGGGCCUCUCGAGUGCAUCUAGUCUCACUCGGAACUCUGACGAUUGGAAUCUUCUGCCUCCAUUACCGGAGACAAUCGCGUCGGUGGCCCAAUUUACUCGCUACUACUUCCAACUCGGCUUCAUCCCAAAACAACUGUUCCCAGAGCGCCUCCGGACCCAGCACCGAUCCGUUAGCGUCUUUUUCUUGUUGGGUAUUCUCAGCAUCUCGGCUCGACUGACGCCGGCGUUGGUCGAGCGGUAUGGAAGCGCAGUGCAGGCUUCUGAGACAUUCAUGGAACGCGCUUCAGCCCUCGCCCAAAAUGAGCUCUACAAGGAGCCUUCUCUCGAGAGAUGCCAGGGGUUUUACCUGCUGAGCAUCGCGCAACAAGGGAGCGGGAUGAAACACCGGAGCUCGAUCAACAUGGCGGUUGCGAUGCGAAUGGCAACCUUGAUGCAGUUACAUCGGGAAGAGACGUAUGCCAUUCCGAAUCCCACCAAAGAUUUGAUUAGGCGGGCGGAAUCCGCUCGGAGGACUUUGUGGAUGCUGCAUAGCCAGGAUAACCUGCACUCGGGGCCUCAUUCACCCGUGUUGUUGUCGGCUAGCGAUAUUACAGCUCUGCUUCCUAGCAACGAGGACGACUUUGCGAACGCACGAGAACCAAAGUCGAGGGCCGCCCUUGAAGGCACACCGCCGGCUCUCGAGAAUCCUGCCCUCGUUGCCGACGUAGGGAGAUCCCUGUUCGCUACACUCAUCCAGGUACACCAAUACUGGGGCGCCAUCUACCGGCGAGCUGUCAACAACAAUCGGAGCCCCGAGCCAUGGAACCCGACUAGCGAGUAUGCCCAAAUGGAAAGACGGUUAGCUGACUGGGAAGAUGGGCUCCCGAACGACCAUAGAUGGAGCCCUCUCCUUCUCAAGGGUUACAAACACGAAGGACAAGACCUGGGAUACCUGAGUGUGACCAUGAUCACACGCCUCUGCAACAUUGUCAUUCGCAAAGCGUACCUGCACGAGAUGAUAUCUGACAAUAAAUCCGAUCCUGAGCUGACGGGUUUUUGGCACAAUAUGGCGACCAAGCUGUUUUGGAACGUAAGCAUCCUGUACGAACAAAUCGAAACGCACUACGCGGAUAGAUCCCGAGAGGAAGGCCCGGGGGCCCAAAUGGCUGUGUUUUGCUACUACACCUGUGGUGUUUUGGCGUGCUAUCUGUGCAAGUUUACGAAUAUCUUUUACGAUUUACCGAUCACACGAAAUGCUCCCGUGAUGGUCCAACGCAUCCUCUCGAUUCUUGCCGACACCCAGAACAUAUGGCCUUUAUCAUCUCGUUGGUACGAUCAUCUAGAAAGGUUCCAUAAAUCCCAAAACGCAACGACCGCUGGGGCAGAAGGGAGCAUGGAUGAUAGCAGAGAACCAAUCCCCCAUGUUCUUCAAGCAACGCCAAUUCGCCCAGCUGUCAAGCCGAUCCAACCGCGCCUCUCAACUCCGGCUACCGACAGCAAAAGCGGCAUUCCAACCCAAACGCCGAACACGACGGCCCCUAACACACAACAGCAGCCCGGACCGACAACGGUGUACCCGGACCCAAGCCUCCGUCUCCCUGUUCCCCAACCGCAGCAUGUGCCCAACAUGCCACCGCCACCACAACAAGUCAUCGUCCCUCAUGGAGGCCAAGCACCACCACAAGUGGCCGGGGGCCAGCAACGGCCGGCCGCUGACGGAUUGGGGCUGCUCAUUGAAGCCUUUGAUACUACUCACCAGACUGCCGCGACGCCGGCGCAAGGCGUCUCGGGGAAUGGCGCGCCACCGCCACCGCCGCCAGGGGCCGUUUACGAUCCUCACGCGGCACCACAGGGAUACUAUCCACAGCAGGCACUGGCUAUGAAUGACGGGUACGAGCAUGAGCUGGGAUACUACAUGUCGGACGGGGUCUCAACGGGCAUUCAACACCAGAGCUGGGCUGGAGGUGGUGAUAUGUACGGCUAUUGA
Molecule: messenger RNA, 2310 nt
Organism: Dichotomopilus funicola
Lineage: Eukaryota; Fungi; Ascomycota; Sordariomycetes; Sordariales; Chaetomiaceae
Exons: 10
Coding region: 1-2310 (769 amino acids)
Biological process (GO): DNA-templated transcription; regulation of DNA-templated transcription
Cellular component (GO): nucleus
Molecular function (GO): DNA binding; zinc ion binding; DNA-binding transcription factor activity, RNA polymerase II-specific
Source: RefSeq, a predicted model, not a curated record